AUGCCCGCAGUUUUCUGGGCAGAGCGCAUCGCAAUUCAGCGAUCUACAGGAUACUCCCCAUAUUACAUGGUGCAUGGAACCGAGCCUCUGUUCCCCUUUGACAUCGCGGAAGCAACUUACCUGGUUCCAUAUGAGGGUGUACAGAUGACUCGGAUUGAACUUUUAGCACACCGGGCGCGUCAGCUCCAAAAAUGGGAAGAGGACCUGGUGGAGGUAUGGGAGCGUGUCAUCAGAGCGAGAUACAAGUCCAUGGAGCAGUUCGCACAAGAGUUUCAUGGGACCAUUAGGUCCUAUGACUUCAAGCCGGGCGAUAUUGUGCUGGUUCGAAACUCCCGAAUUAACAUGGAGCUCAAUCGUAAAACAAAGCCACGUUACUUGGGACCCAUGGUAGUCAUUCGACGAACUGAGGGAGGAUCGUAUAUCCUCGCAGAACCGGAUGGUGUGGUGUCUCAGCUAUGGUUUGCAGUGUUCCGUGUCAUACCUUACAAGUACCGAACUCAUGCCGAUCUCCACUUCACCCCGUUGUCCGACGUGGAUGAGACGGACAGCGCUGCAGGAUCGGAUAAUGAGCCUUGA
Messenger RNA from Sparassis crispa, 576 nucleotides. RefSeq lists its product as hypothetical. Bases 1 to 576 code for a protein of 191 amino acids. Lineage: Eukaryota; Fungi; Basidiomycota; Agaricomycetes; Polyporales; Sparassidaceae. The transcript has a single exon. The record is from RefSeq and is a predicted model, not a curated record.